UCGGAAUGACAUUUGGAACGCAUGCGUUCCAGCAGCGGGAGAGAAAAUUUGUUUGCAUCACUACUGUCAAUUUUUGUGUGUGACCGAAAGAUUCUGAAAGGUUCAGUUUUUCUGUUGGCAGGUAGAGUAUCGUGUGCUGUGACUAUUAAAUAUUUACAAUUAAAUGAGUUUCGUCUUAAUGUGCUGGUGAAAAUUUCGAUUCGAUGAACAGUUUUGGAAUUGAAACAACUGAGUGAUCAGCAUAUGUCAUUGAAGCAUCCUCCUCACCACUACUGACUGCGUGCAUCAUUGCAACAAUCGUCCACGAAUGGAGUCCCAAAUUGCCAAUCGGUUAGCAGCUUUCCUUGUUUUCUGGUGCAUCAUCACCCCACCCACAUCGCGGGUCCUCGGUGAGCUACAGCAGCAAGCAUUUCGCAUCACCCCCAACGACGUGGAAGCCCGCCAAGGGGAGGAAGUGGUGCUACGUUGCGAAAUCGAACACCUUGCCGGGCGGGUGCAGUGGACCAAGGAUGGGUUCGCUCUCGGAUUCAGCAACGAAAUUAUCGGUUAUCCGCGGUUUUCGCUGAAUCAGAACCACAGCACCGGAGUGUUUAACCUGAGGAUCACCAACGCUUCGAUGGAGGACGCGGCCAGCUACCAGUGUCAGGCGGGACCGGCCAAACACAAUCGACCGAUUCGGGCCGGGGCCAAGCUGACCGUCCUGGGUUCACUCAAAGCCCACCGCAGUAUGCUCCAUUGGAAUUGAGUAAUUAAAUUUUCCGGCUCCCGUUGAUGGGCGCAUACUGGGAAUGGGAUUUUCUUUGGGGAAUUGUUAAACAAUUUCCAUUAUUUGUAACUGCCACCGGAAUAAAGUCCUGCAAAUGAAUCUCCAACAAUGGCGGCACCGAUGACGGCUUUAUCUGCUUAACCUGCAAUUUAUCGACGGUACACAGCAAAAACAUCACGCACCUAAAUACGAAUGUAAUACCGUAGCCAACGGAAAUCAGGAAAAUAUGAAAAGCAAAUAGACAUUGAUGUGUUCAAUCCCAUCUCGCUGCCGGAAUGCUCAUUUUUCCUUUCAUGACAUUAUAUUUUCUACGGGGUUGACGUGCAUCCUCUUUGAUGUGAUGGUAAUUUUUAUUUUUUUGCUGUGUAGGUUGAAAUGAAAGCAAAGACAAACAUAUCAUUAAAUCACUGCAAAUGCUCAUAACAAAAUGAAUUAAAUAUGCUUUUCCGAGUAGCUGUAGGUAAAAAUGCGGUAAUUAAAAACUGAUAGGACAUUGUAGAGUUCAGUUGGUAUGUGCUUCCGAGGGGACGACGGAAAGAAGCUGCGUAAUUAUUUCCCGAAAUAUAAUUGGUUAAAUUUUGUG
Molecule: messenger RNA, 1349 nt
Organism: Ochlerotatus camptorhynchus
Lineage: Eukaryota; Metazoa; Arthropoda; Insecta; Diptera; Culicidae
Product: irregular chiasm C-roughest protein-like
Exons: 4
Coding region: 308-745 (145 amino acids)
Biological process (GO): cell-cell adhesion
Cellular component (GO): plasma membrane; cell-cell junction
Molecular function (GO): cell adhesion molecule binding
Source: RefSeq, a predicted model, not a curated record